CUCACAAGCCUUCCACCUCGCCCGCCGCUUGACUUGACUGAGCAGAGCAGAGCCCCCUCGUACCGAAUCUGCUCCUGAAUCUCGCCGAUGGGGUGCGGCGGAAGAAGCUCGACGACGGCGAUGACAUGGCCGCGGUGGCGCCGGCGCCACGGCUGGCAGCUCCCCCUCCACCCGCUCCAGCUCGUGGCCGCGGCGGUGUUCUCCGUCCUCGUCGCCGCGUUCUACGUCGUCCUGGGCCCCUACCUCGGCAGCACCGUCGCCGGGAACACCCUCCUCGCGCUCUUCUCCUUCUCGGCCGCCGCCACCGCGGCUCUCUACGUGCGCUGCACCGCCGUGGACCCUUCCGACCGGACGCACGCCAAGAAGAUGAAGAGGCAGCGCAGCCUUGCCAGGGGUGGCGGCGGCGGGAAGCUGCCGCGGCUGCGGUACGGGUACAUCCUGUGGCGGUACGCGGUGCGGCUGCUGAAGAGGGUCGAGGCCCGUGUGAUGAACCGCUGGGUAAGGAGGAGCUACCUGGAGCAGUGGAACACCAGUGUCCAGCUCGACCCCAUGCUCCCCUUUGCCUUCACCAGCCUCGACGACAUUGUCUCGCCGCAUGCCACCGAGGACCAGGACAUCUCGUUCUGCCCUGUCUGCGAUUGCGAGGUGAAAUUGCGCAGCAAGCACUGCAAAACCUGUGAACGCUGUGUUGAUGGAUUUGAUCACCACUGCAGGUGGCUGAACAAUUGCAUCGGGAGAAGGAAUUAUGCAGCAUUUAUUCUGCUCAUGUUCUUUGUCCUGCUCAUGCUUGUUAUCGAGGGAGGAACAGCAAUUGCGAUUUUUGUUCGCUGCUUCGUUGACAGCAAAGGGGUGAAAAUGGAAAUGGAGCACAGGCUUCACAUAAGGCUCCCUAAAGGAGCUCACGCAGCAUUAUCUAUGGCCUUUGUUAUCUUCACUAUGUACAGUACUGCAGCACUGGGGCAGCUCUUCUUCUUCCACGUUGUACUAAUUAGAAAGGGAAUGAGGACAUAUGAUUACAUCCUUGCUAUGCGAGAAGCUGCACAAGCGUUUGAUCCUUUUGAUGACUCUGAUUCAUCAUCCGAUGAGAGUAUCGAUUUUGACUCUCCAGAAAAGCCAUCGUUCUUGUCAAGGAUCUUUUGUAGGAAAGAUGAAUUAAAUGAGAGUAGCCGAAAGCUGUCGAUUAGGAUCGAUGAGAAGGAGCCCAAUGAUGCAACAAGAAGGAAGGAUGACAUCCAGAUCAAUCCAUGGGCGUUGAUCAAGAUGAGCAAGGAAAAGGCUAUGGCAGCCGCGGAGCGUGCGCGUGAGAGAAUCAGGCAGAAGUUGCCAUCCACGACAACCUCCCCAAUGAAACCAUUACCACUGGAGACAAAGCGAGGUCCUCUGAACGUAGACAGAAGGCAGAUUGUGACAGGGAAGGAGAUUGUGCCUGUCUGCACAAAGAGCUGGUUGUCAGGUUCGCCGACAACGAGGUUGUCAAGUCCAAGGAGGCGGUUUUCAGGGUCACCCUCACCCAAACCACAGAGGUACAGGACUAACUUCGACUUGAGACUGGCAGAGGUGUCAAGAGAGCUUGAUACCCACAUCUCAAAACAGGUCUUGUGCUCUGUUGUCAUGAAAGGCGUCGAAGAUGAAGAUUCUUUUUCGUAAUUUUGGAUGUUGUUUUAGCCCACAAAAUUCAUUGAAUUUUUUGUUUCUUAGCCACUGAGAAUUGGUUUAUGUGCUUUCUUAGCCCAUGCAUCCCUUUACUCAGGUACGUCAGUGCUGUUGUAUACAUAGUUGUAUGUUGCUAGCCUGUACUCCGACCCAAUGAACAUUUGAGUACAGUUAUGCCAUGGUUAUUUAUAUCAGGUGCAUCAAAGUUUCUACUCAUAA
This is a messenger RNA of Brachypodium distachyon (stiff brome), 1872 nucleotides long. RefSeq names its product protein S-acyltransferase 18. The coding region runs from base 88 to 1647 and encodes 519 amino acids. Gene Ontology annotation, biological process: protein targeting to membrane; peptidyl-L-cysteine S-palmitoylation. The record is from RefSeq and is a predicted model, not a curated record. Gene Ontology annotation, cellular component: endoplasmic reticulum; Golgi apparatus. Lineage: Eukaryota; Viridiplantae; Streptophyta; Magnoliopsida; Poales; Poaceae. The transcript has 9 exons. Gene Ontology annotation, molecular function: protein-cysteine S-palmitoyltransferase activity.